This is a messenger RNA of Lactuca virosa, 1464 nucleotides long. The record is from the annotation of a GenBank genome assembly. Lineage: Eukaryota; Viridiplantae; Streptophyta; Magnoliopsida; Asterales; Asteraceae.
CUCUCUCUCUCUCUCUUCUUUCUCUCUCUAGGGUUUUGGUCUUGACGCAAAGAUCUACCAAACCCACAUUCAUAUUCAUGGCUUUCUCCUCUCUUCUCCGAUCGACCAACCCACCACCUGUUCUUGAAGCAUCCCGUCAAUCACUCUCUGCCCCUUCAUUUUCUAGCCGAUCACAGGUGUCAUCGGUGAAGCUUCAGUCCAACUUAUUUGGUGCUGCCGUUUCCGGAGAAUCUUCGUCUUUUACAGUUGAGAUAUCUCACGCACGAUGCAUCAAUCCAAUCAAAGCCACAGCCACCGAGACGCCUCCAACUGUUCCAAAGUCCAGUACCAGUGGCAAGACCAAGGUCGGAAUUAAUGGUUUUGGAAGAAUUGGAAGGUUGGUAUUGAGAAUAGCAACGUUUAGAGAUGACAUUGAGGUUGUUGCAGUCAACGACCCUUUUAUUGAUGCCAAAUACAUGGCUUACAUGUUGAAGUAUGAUUCUACUCAUGGUCUUUUUCAAGGAACCAUCAAUGUUGUUGAUGAAUCCACUUUGGAAAUCAAUGGGAAGCAAAUAAAAGUAACCAGCCAAAGAGACCCUGCAACGAUUCCAUGGGGUGAUUUUGGAGCUGACUAUGUUGUAGAAUCUUCUGGUGUUUUUACAACACUUGAUACUGCUUCAGCACACAAGAAGGGUGGUGCCAAGAAGGUGGUGAUCUCAGCUCCAUCAGCUGAUGCCCCUAUGUUUGUUGUAGGGGUAAAUGAGUCCACAUACAAGCCAAAUAUGGAUAUUGUAUCUAAUGCAAGCUGCACCACUAACUGCUUGGCUCCUUUGGCUAAGGUAGUUCAUGAGGAGUUUGGUAUUGUUGAAGGUUUGAUGACAACUGUACAUGCAACUACAGGAUUGGCGUGGAGGACGUGGUGCUGCACAAAACAUCAUCCCCAGUUCCACUGGUGCUGCCAAGGCUGUGGGGAAGGUGUUGCCAGAGCUAAAUGGAAAGCUUACCGGAUGGCUUUAGGGUUCCAACAGCAAAUGUUUCUGGUUGUGGAUUUAACUGGUCGACUUGAGAAGAAAGCUUCUUAUGAAGAUGUGAAAGCUGCUAUAAAGUAUGCCUCUGAGGGUCCCAUGCAAGGAAUUCUUGGGUCAAGUAUUUUUGAUGCGAAAGCUGGGAUAGGGCUAAGCACGUCAUUUGUGAAGUUGGUGUCAUGGUAUGACAACGAAUGGGGUUACAGUAACCGGGUCUUGGACCUGAUAGAGCAUAUGGCGUUGGUGGCAGCCGUUUCCACCUGAGUUUGUUUCAAGGGCAAAUAUGUCCUUUCCUUGCAUUUUUUUUCCCGUGAAAAAGCUAGUGUAGAAUUGAACGGAUGACUUGAUGUUUGAAAUAAAGAAAUUUAUCUACUUCAUACUUGCCAUCAUAUGACAUGAUUCGUUUUGCAUGGUGUGCUUUUUGAUGUUAUUUUACUUAAUUUGCACAAAAUAAUGAUUA